Mus caroli (Ryukyu mouse) is the source of this 4163-nucleotide messenger RNA. It is a transcript of the gene Pwwp2a, whose product is annotated as PWWP domain containing 2A. The record is from RefSeq and is a predicted model, not a curated record. NCBI's taxonomy places the organism in Eukaryota, Metazoa, Chordata, Mammalia, Rodentia, Muridae. Gene Ontology annotation, molecular function: chromatin binding. Gene Ontology annotation, cellular component: nucleus; chromocenter.
GGUGUGCAGCUGGGGACGCGCGCGGGUGCAGAUGGCUGGCACACCCCGCCUCCUCAUCCCCAGCCCCCUGCGACCCUCUGGCUUGCGCACUGGGGCAGAUGGGUUAAUGCAAAAUGCAGAUGGAUCCCCUAGAGAACCGGGUGCUGGGAGGGGGAGAGAGAGAGAGAGAGGUGCUGCGGAGGCAUUUCCCUGUCCUCAAAUCAACCUUUAACUUUAGCCGGGCUGAAGAAAGGGGUGUGUGCUUUGGGCUUCCCAAAAGGUUACCUGUCAGUUGUUAAAAGAGAAAGAGCCCCGAGUUAAUGAGCCCUUUUUUACUGUUAUUAAGAACUGCUGGAAAUAGUUUCUCGGAGGAUCACUCUUUAAUAAGGAGGUACCUUCUGCUAAUUUUACUUAUAGCUUAAAGAAAUAUUGGAGACGGGAUGGGUCCCCUGUCUUUUGAACAUUUACUAUCCAAGUGGUGGGUUUACAAAGGAAUGUUCGCAUGACUUUUUCUUUGGCAGUGGUAGAGAUUGAGUCUCAAAUGAUUUCUGAGACGAUGUUUACAGUUAAAUUUGUUUUGACUAGAAGGUUGAGUUCACCUACAAACCUCUGUCUUAUCCAGUAUAUUUUCACCUUUUGAUUUAAAAUGUUCUGGGCACUGCUUUAAACAGGUAAAGAAGGUAUUCUGCUUUCAGUCUAGAGUUAACCUUUUUAUUCUCUUCUUUUGCAGAUAGGAAGUGCAGAGACUCCCAUUCAUGGCUCUCCAUUCUGUUUCCUGCAACAGCACACACACUCUGGUGUCUCACCUGUUUGGAAAUGGCUCUGUGUGUUUGAUGUGUAUUUCUCUUCUUUUCUUUUUUCUCUGUACUGGAGAUUGAGCCUAGAGCCUCUGCAUGCUAGGCAAGCAUCCUGCCAUCUAGCUACACACCCGCAGCUCUCUGCAGAGUUUCUUUAACUUUUGAGACAUGGUGUGGGUUAAGUUGUCCAUGCUUGCCUUGAACUUGCAAUCAUCCUGACUCAGCCUCUGCCAAGUACUGAUAGGAUAAGCAUUUCCCAUCAUAUCCAUAUCCUGGCUUAUGCUUGACUCUCAAAUUCCUUGACCUCCUGUAAAGUUCCAGGAAUUUGUUUCUACCUGGAAACAGCUAUUUAAAAUUUGCAUUGGACUGUGGCGGGGCGGGGCGGGGAGUGCUAUGUGGGACAGCUCUCCAGUUGCUCAGUGUACUGUGGUAGUCUUCAGAGUCCUGGCUUUUAGUUACUCACUUAUUUGUUGACUGUCUUUGGGUUAGUGCUUUCAUUAGUAGCUUUCAUUUUCAUAAUUAGAAAGCUGAAUAGAUUGCUUUCUACUCAUGUUUUUAAUAGCAAGAGAGACACUCUAAUGUGUAUGCUAUUGAAUCAAACAGAAGAAGAGGCCAGUGAUUGUGAGAAUCUGAAUUUCAAAUCUGCAAAAGAAAGGUGCAAAAAGAGACCAUGAACGUAUGGUGCAAUAGCCCUACUUUUGGUGGGAAAAAUAUACAGCCAUUCUGGUGGAGCAGUUUGGGCCCCAUGGGAUCCCUGUGACAGUAUUUCCCAAAAGGGAAUAUAAGGACAAACCGGACGCCAUGCAGCUCCAAAGUACCACAUUCCAAGAAGGGAUAGAAGUCAAGCAGGAAGUGAACGGUGCUGUUCCCGAUGACCUCUCUCCAGUCCCUCCUCCUGAGCACCUGUGGACUUCUAAGCCACCUCCUCUCUUCCAUGAAGGAGCACCUUAUCCUCCCCCCUUGUUUAUCAGGGACACAUAUAACCAAUCAAUACCUCAGCCGCCGCCUCGGAAAAUUAAGCGACCCAAACGAAAAAUGUACAGGGAAGAACCCACUUCAAUAAUGAAUGCGAUUAAGCUACGGCCCAGGCAAGUCCUGUGUGAUAAGUGUAAAAACAGUGUUGUUGCAGAAAAGAAGGAAAUUAGGAAAGGUAGCAGUGACUCUUCUAGGUAUGAAGAUAAAAAACGGAGAAAUGACAGUGUAGCUACUGUGAACAAAAAACUGAAAACUGACCAUAAAGUGGAUGGGAAAAACCAAAACGAAAGCCAGAGAAGGAAUGCUGUGGUGAGGGUUUCCAGUAUCACUCACAGCAGGGCCAGAGUAGUCAAGGUUUCUGCUCAGGCAAAUACGUCAAAAGCUCAGUUAAAUACCAAGAAAGUGCUCCAGAGCAAGAACAUGGAUCACGCGAAAGCUCGGGAAGUAUUGAAAAUUGCCAAAGAAAAGGCACAGAAGAAGCAAAGUGAAACCUCCACGUCCAAAACCACCCACGCGAAAGUCCACUUCACACGCCGGUAUCAGAGUCCCAGCUCAGGUUCUCUCCCACCCCGAGUGCGGUUAAAACCACAAAGGUACAGGAACGAAGAAAAUGACUCUUCUCUGAAGACGGGACUGGAGAAAAUUCGGAGUGGCAAACUGGCGCCUAAGCCGCAGUCUCGAAGCACCUCCACCCGCUCAGCAGGUGAGGCCCCUUCAGAAAAACAGAGUCCCUCAGAAGGCCCGGAAGAGUCCGCCAGUGAGGUUCAGGACACAAGCAGAGUGCAUGUGCCUGGUGAGCAGGAGGAACUGCGGAUGUUGGGCACAAAGGGCAGCAAAAGCAGCAUAUCUGUUUACCUGACCCUAAACCAGGAGAAAUCUGACUCUUCCAGUGCUUCAGUGUGUAGCAUUGAUAGCAUGGAUGAUCUGAAAUCCUCCAACUCUGAGUGUAGCUCUUCUGAGAGCUUCGUUUUUCCUCCGGGCUGUAUGCACGCACCUUCUGCCUCUUCCACUUCUACUUCCUUCUCUUCAAAGGAAGAGAAUAGCCUCCGUAAUUCUUUGAAAAUGAAAAUCUUUUCAAAAAAUGUCUCUAAAUGUAUCACACCAGAUGGCAGGACCAUAUGUGUAGGGGACAUUGUUUGGGCCAAGAUAUAUGGUUUCCCAUGGUGGCCAGCCCGUAUUCUUACCAUCACUGUAAGCCGGAAAGAUAACGGCCUUUUAGCCCGGCAGGAGGCCCGUAUCUCAUGGUUUGCAUCUCCAACCACAUCUUCCCUUGCUCUCUCACAACUCUCCCCCUUUCUAGAAAACUUUCAGUUACGGUUUAAUAAGAAGAGAAAGGGUCUGUAUCGCAGGGCUAUCACAGAGGCUGCUAAGGCUGCUAAGCAGCUGACCCCUGAAGUGCGGGCUUUGUUGACACAAUUUGAAACGUGAACAUGGACAGUAAGGUAGGCCAGAACCACUAGAGCUGCUGCAGAUCCCUGGCUAGUUAGGAAUCAUUUCCACCAGCUAGCUUGGCCAAACUGGUGAGAAAUUGCACUCAGUUGGCUUUUUAUACGUUAUAUAUAGCCAUUUUUACACUAAGAAGCUGAAAACUGAAAGAUGUUUCAAAUUUUCUCUUAAGUAGGAUUUUAGGAAUAUUUUCCAGUUUUAAAAUCUAAAACUACCCUAAGGCAUAGAAGCCAUAGCUUCAAAUGAAACAAUUUUUGCAGGGACUGUUAAUUGCCAUUUGUAGCUAUUGUUUGUGUGUGUAUGUAUGUCUUGGUAUGCACACCUAGACAUCCAUACACACACAUCCACAUGUAUAAACUAUUGUCUGUCACCAUGUGACAUGGGUUGCAUAUUUGGGAUUUUAGUAAGGGCUGGAGCUUGGGGAACAGUGGAUAUUCAAUGAUUACUUGUUUUAUCUAGUGAAAACUUAGACUUUCUAUGCACAUAAGGGUAUAAAAGUUUGGUAUUGGAUGUUUGACACACUGAGAUGCUUGCUAUGACAAAUUGGUAUGCUUGCUGUUUAGAUAUAGACCAGGCUGUACACAUUGCCCAGUAUUUGGGAUUAAAACUAUUAAGACUAGACAGGUUUGGGUCAGCACUCUCUUGUCCAGUGAGGUUGUAAAACAAACUGUCAGAUAUUUGGUGGGAAGUUUAGAUAGAUUUUAUUUGGGGUAUAUAAAUAAUUGAGUGAGAAGUUAGUCAGAUUUCUCCUGACUGGCUGUUCCUAAAGUCUUAGGACAGACCCUAGCAAUUUACACUUUGUGAAUGAAUGUCAUGUGUAAUUGUUGCAUUUUGGAUGUACCUAAUUUGAUAGUUUUUCAGAAGCAUUUUCCAUUUAAGGUAAUCUGUUUGCAGGUCAGAAAAUGAGAAAUGUGAUUGUAUAAUGCAUUGAAAUGUAAAAAAAAAAAGCUGUAAAUAAAAUCAACU